Molecule: messenger RNA, 744 nt
Organism: Emericellopsis atlantica
Lineage: Eukaryota; Fungi; Ascomycota; Sordariomycetes; Hypocreales; Bionectriaceae
Product: 37S ribosomal protein Rsm25
Exons: 1
Coding region: 1-744 (247 amino acids)
Cellular component (GO): mitochondrial small ribosomal subunit
Molecular function (GO): structural constituent of ribosome
Source: RefSeq, a predicted model, not a curated record
AUGGGCGCCCGUCAACUCCGCCCAGCCAAUGUCUGGCGCACAAAGAACGACCUGCUGAAAACCAACCUGCUCAGCACCGACAAGGGCGCAGUCCGACCUCCUUGGUACGAUGUCCUUCGCUCGACACCUCCGUCCGAGACACUUGUCCGCACAGUCCGUCCCCGUCAUGUGGUCGACAGCACGAGCAACAAGCAAUACUACAAACCCCAAGAGAUUGUGUAUCCCGAGGACGCGCUACGAAAGCUAUUCUACAAAGACCACCCAUGGGAGCUAGCACGGCCAAGGAUGAUCGUCGAGUUGGACGGCAAGGACUAUCAAAAGACGGAUUGGAGCAAAGGCUUACGGCAGCCUGGUAUUCCGCUGUCGGGAGAGUCUGUCGUUCAGCGAAUGCUAUAUCGAAUCGAUGUGGAGGGGAUGACCCAGGAAAAGGCCUAUGAUGUGACGAGGCGGGAAUUCUACCGUCUGCGCCAAGAGGAAGAGAUUGCGCGCCGUGUUACCCUCGAGGAAGCGCGGCACGUCGGUGCGUACUUUGGUCUUGACAGGAGAGACAUUGCCAUGAAGCUGGAAAACAACGAGUUUGAGAACUGGAAGGUCUGGGCUGCCAAGCAGGCCGAGCUCAGGGCGAGUUCCAAGGACGACAUGUUGGAGGAUAACGGGAUGGAAGAUGCGGACGAUCGCGGAGCGCCAGAGUUGGAGGCGGAUGCUGCCGUGGACACCCCAGCGCAGGUGCCCCAAGGCGCGUAG